Lycium ferocissimum is the source of this 3416-nucleotide messenger RNA. RefSeq names its product ethylene-overproduction protein 1-like. The record is from RefSeq and is a predicted model, not a curated record. The transcript is spliced from 4 exons. Gene Ontology annotation, molecular function: protein binding. NCBI's taxonomy places the organism in Eukaryota, Viridiplantae, Streptophyta, Magnoliopsida, Solanales, Solanaceae. Bases 6 to 2981 code for a protein of 991 amino acids. Gene Ontology annotation, biological process: negative regulation of ethylene-activated signaling pathway.
AGUUGAUGGUUGAACCUGCAUAUCACCACCACGCACGCCCUCUUACCUCAACUCUUUUGUAUGGUGGUGAUAUAUGCAGAGCAAAAGUUGAACAGUCAAUUAAAUUAUUGACAAGGGGAUUAGUUAUUAGAUUCAUGUCUACUUGUACAGAGAAUGAAAGUGAAGGAAAGGAGGAAUGUUGUGAAAUUUCGAAAUCAAGAUUUGUUAGUCUCAUCCGUCAACUGUCUCACAGUAUGCGUGGUUUCAAGCUCAAAGACCAUUGUAAGACUACUCAAGUCCAUGCUUACAACCCAUCUCAAACUUCCACUAGUAACCCUUUUCCCAAGCUCCAGUACCCUACAAUCAACUCCAUUUUGGCAGAAUCUGCUGAUACUGUGUCACGAUCAACAGCUUUUCUUCCCUAUGGGCUUCCAAGAAGUGAUUCUUUUGAGCCCCAAGUUGAGCCUUGUCUCAAAUCUGUUGAUUUUGUUGAAUCUUUAGCUGAGCUUUACCGCAAAGUUGAGAUGACCCAUGAUUUUGGUAAGGCUUUGGUUUAUGUAGAGCAGUACGCUGUGUUGUACAGCCUUGGUGAUCCAAAGUUGCUGCGUAGGUGUCUUCAAUCGGCUCGUCGUCAUGCUGUUGAUGUGCAUUCCAAGGUGGUUUUGUCAGCUUGGUUGAGGUUUGAGAGGAGAGAGGAUGAGUUAGUUGGAUCAUCAGCUUUGGAUUGUAUUGGAAGACUUGUUGAAUGCCCCAAGGCUGCUUUGCUACAUGGCUAUGAUCCUGUUUUUGGUCAUUGCCAAUGUCAUCAUGGACUUGGAGCACCUAAUAAUGAGAUUGAGAUCUCUCAUUUUGGUAACUCAGACUCACAAGUUUGCUUCUGCAUAGGCAAAGAGGAAAUCAACUGUAUUAGAGGUAAAAUUGCAGCUCUUUCUGCUCCAUUAAAAUCAAUGUUGUAUGGUCAUUUCAUUGAGUCUGAUAAGGAAAGAAUUGAUUUUACACACAUUGGUAUAUCUGUGGAUGGAAUGAGAGCUGUAGAUUUCUUUAGUAGGACAAGAAGAUUAGAUUCUUACCCAGCCAACAUACUUCUUGAGCUUCUUUCAUUUGCAAAUAGAUUCUGUUGUGAGGAAAUGAAAUCUGCUUCUGAUUGUUACUUGGCCUCUUUGGUUUCUGAUAUCGAUGAGGCAUUGCUUCUUAUUGAUUAUGCUCUGGAGGAGAGAGCACAUGUGCUCAUGGCGUCUUGCCUGCAGCUGAUGCUAAGAGAGCUUCCAGGUUAUUUGUAUAAUCCAAAAGUUCUCAACACAUUUUGUAGCUCUGCAGCUAGAGAGAGACUUGCCCCUGUUGUUGGGCAAGCUUCUUUUCUGUUAUAUUAUUUCCUUAGCCAUGUAGCAUUAGAAGAUAACAUGACGUCCAAAGUUACAGUUAUGUUGUUGGAGAGAUUGAAGGAGUGUGCUAGUGAAAGAUGGCAAAAGGCACUAGCUUUGCAUCAACUUGGGUGUGUGUUUCUUGAAAGGAAGGAUUACAAGGAAGCUCAGCAUUGUUUUGAGAUGGCAAUUGAGGCUGGUCAUGUUUAUUCUUUAGUAGGUGUUGCACGAACUAAAUUCAAGCAAGGGCGGCGGUUUUUGGCGUUUGAGCUAAUUAAUGGUAUUAUUUCAGAGAAUAAACCUACAGGGUGGAUGUACCAAGAGAGGUCUUUGUACAGCGUAGGCAGACAAAAGAUUUUGGAUGUCAAUGAUGCCACCAGAUUGGAUCCCACCCUUUCUUUUCCAUACAAAUACAGAGCCAUUACGAUGGUGGAAGAGAGCCAGAUUGAGGCUGCUAUCGUGGAGAUAAAUAGAAUUGUUGGUUUUAAGGUCUCUCCAGACUGCCUUGAACUGCGGGCUUGGUUUUUUAUUGCACUUGAGGAUUAUGAAUCUGCUAUAAGAGAUAUCCGGGCAUUGUUGACUCUAGAGCCAAACUAUAUGAUGUUUCUUGGAAAAAUGAGGGCUGACCACCUGGUUGAGCUUCUCAGUCUGCACGUUCAGCCAUGGAGUCCUGCAGAUUGCUGGAUGCAACUCUAUGAUCGAUGGUCAUCUGUUGAUGAUAUUGGUUCACUGGCUGUUAUACACCAGAUGCUCAUAAAUGAUCCUGGGAGGAGCAUUCUGCGAUUCAGGCAAUCUCUGCUCCUAUUACGGUUAAAUUGUCAAAAAGCUGCAAUGCGCAGUUUGCGCCUUGCCCUGAAUCAUUCCACCUUCUCAUAUGAAAGGCUUGUGUAUGAAGGAUGGAUUUUAUAUGACACUGGACAUCGUGAAGAAGCACUUGCUAAGGCUGAGGAAUCCAUUUCUCUCCAAAGGUCAUUCGAAGCCUUUUUCCUUAAAGCAUACGCUCUAGCCGAUACAACUCUGGAUUCUGAAUCUUCAUCUUAUGUCAUCCAACUGUUGGAGGAAGCACUUAAAUGUCCUUCAGAUGGUCUUCGCAAGGGACAAGCAUUAAAUAAUCUAGGAAGUAUUUACGUGGAUUGCAAUAAGUUGGACCUCGCAGCAGACUGCUAUGUUAGUGCCCUCGAGAUAAAGCAUACAAGAGCGCAUCAAGGGUUAGCACGUGUAUAUCAUCUCAAAAACGAUAGGAAAGCUGCUUAUGAGGAAAUGACAAAGCUGAUAGACAAGGCUCAGAACAAAGCAUCUGCUUAUGAAAAACGGUCAGAGUAUUGUGAUCGUGACAUGGCAAAUAGUGAUCUCAGCAUGGCUACAGUAUUGGAUCCUUUAAGGACUUACCCAUACAGAUACAGGGCUGCAGUGCUCAUGGAUGACCAAAGGGAGAGUGAGGCUGUGGAGGAGCUUACAAGAGCCAUUUCUUUCAAACCUGACUUGCAAAUGCUUAAUCUUCGAGCAGCAUUCCAUGAGUCAAUGGCUGAUUUCUCACAUGCUCUCCAGGAUAGUGAAGCCGCCCUCUGCUUGGAUCCCAAUCAUAAGGAUACCUUAGAUCUGUACAGCCGCACACGUAUUCAAGCACAGAAAAACAACUAGUCUUGGGGAGUAUAUUCUGCUUUGAAGUAAAAAUCAGAAACUAUUUGAGCUUUCAAGAUUUGUUCAGAUAUAUGGAUGGCUCUCUGCACCACAUCCUGAUGUGCACGGAUUGAUGACCUAGAUAAACUGGGUAAUCAUUGAGGAAAGCAGAAAUUGGAUUGGUGUACAUAUGAUUGACGGACAUUGUGGUGAAAACUCCUCCUUGACGAAGCAAAGCAGAUCAUUUCACAGUGAGCAAAAUCAGCAGGCAUACGCACGCUCAAACUACUUUCACAUUGUUGGUCAUUAAGAAUUAAAAUUCUCAGGUUUUUAUCAUAAUAUCCUUUAUUUAUACAACCUAGAAAGAGGUUAGAAAGUUCAAAGAGGAACUUUUCUUCUCUACUUCUGCUAAACUAUAGAGUUGCUGGAAUAUAAUGUGUGCAAGUUCACCCUCUU